AUGCAUGAUGAGUAUAGUGCUUUAAUUAAAAUAGGGACUUGGGAAUUGGUACCUAGUCCUACGGGGGUGAAUAUUGUUAAUUGUAUGUGGCUUUUCAAACAUAAAUUCAAGUCUAAUGGUGACCUUGAAAGGUACAAAGCUCGUCUUGUUUGUGAUGGCAGAUCGCAGGAAGUUGGUGUGGAUUGUGAUGAGACCUUCAGUCCGGAAACCGUGUAUAUGCAUCAACCCCCAGGGGAUUGCGAUGACCCGUACACCCUCUUAUUUGCUACUUUCGCAGGAAAAGUAUGCACAAGAGAUUUAGAGUGUGCAGGUAUGGGCUCUUGUAAGGCUGCAGCUACUCCGGUUGACAUUAAGUCCAAACUUAGUGCAGAUGCAGGACCACCAUUCCGGGAUCCUACUUUAUAUCGCAGUUUAGUAGGUGCUCUUUAG
Messenger RNA from Chenopodium quinoa (quinoa), 429 nucleotides. RefSeq lists its product as uncharacterized. The coding region runs from base 1 to 429 and encodes 142 amino acids. NCBI's taxonomy places the organism in Eukaryota, Viridiplantae, Streptophyta, Magnoliopsida, Caryophyllales, Amaranthaceae. The transcript has 3 exons. The record is from RefSeq and is a predicted model, not a curated record.